Arabidopsis arenosa is the source of this 1792-nucleotide messenger RNA. The record is from the annotation of a GenBank genome assembly. Lineage: Eukaryota; Viridiplantae; Streptophyta; Magnoliopsida; Brassicales; Brassicaceae.
ACACCUAAAUUAACCAAGAAGAAGAAAAAGAAGCAAAGCAAAAGAUGAUAACGGGAAACGAAUUCUACACGGUGAUGUGUGCCAUGGCACCACUCUACUUCGCCAUGUUCGUGGCUUAUGGAUCGGUGAAGUGGUGGAAGAUCUUCACGCCGACGCAAUGUUCAGGAAUCAACCGUUUUGUCUCGGUUUUCGCCGUCCCGGUCCUCUCUUUCCACUUCAUCUCACAAAACAACCCUUACAAAAUGGACACAAUGUUUAUCCUCGCUGAUACUUUAUCCAAAAUAUUCGUCUUCGUCUUGCUCUCUCUAUGGGCCUUUUUCUUCAAAUCGGGUGGUCUCGAUUGGCUCAUCACACUCUUCUCAAUCGCUACUCUCCCUAACACUCUCGUUAUGGGCAUACCUUUGCUCCAAGCCAUGUAUGGAGAUUAUACUAAAAAACUCAUGGUCCAACUCGUUGUUCUUCAAUGCAUCAUUUGGUAUACUCUGCUACUCUUCCUAUUCGAACUCCGGGCAGCGAGGUUGCUUAUCCGGGCCGAGUUUCCGGGUCAAGCAGCCGGGUCAAUCGCCAAGAUCCAAGUCGACGAUGACGUCAUUUCCUUAGACGGCGUGGAUCCUCUCCGUACAGAAACUGAAACCGAUGUCAACGGUCGGAUCAGGCUCAGGAUCCGACGGUCCAUAUCAUCCGUACCUGAUUCUGUUAUGUCCUCCUCCUUCUGCUUAACCCCUAGAGCCUCUAAUCUUUCUAACGCCGAGAUUUUCUCCGUUAACACUCCUAACCGUUUCUUUAACGGCGGAGGAGGAAGCGGUACGCUUCAGUUUUAUAACGGUAGUAACGAGAUCAUGUUUUGUAACGGAGAUUUAGGCGGGUUCGGGUUUACUCGACCCGGAUUUGGUGCAAGUCCUAGACGGCUCUCGGGUUAUGCUUCCUCCGAUGCUUACUCGUUGCAGCCGACGCCACGUGCCUCGAACUUUAACGAGCUUGACGUUAACGGAAACGGUACGCCGGUUUGGAUGAAAUCUCCUGCCGCCGGGAGAAUAUUCCGGCAAUCCUCGCCGAAGAUGAUGUGGGAGUCUGGGCAAAGACAUGCAGCCAAGGAUAUCAAUGUGCCAGAGAAGGAGAUUAGCUUCCGAGAUGCACUUAAAGCACCACCACAGACUACGGCAGCCGGUGGUGCUGCUUCCAUGGAGGAAGGAGCCGCCGGAAAAGACGCAACUCCGGUGGCUGCUAUUGGCAAGCAAGAAAUGCCAAGUGCCACUGUAAUGGUGCGGCUCAUACUAACAGUUGUGGGACGCAAGCUUUCUCGAAACCCUAACACUUAUUCCAGCCUCUUAGGUCUUGUCUGGUCACUUAUAUCUUUCAAAUGGAAUAUACCGAUGCCAAACAUAGUGGAUUUCUCGAUAAAGAUCAUUUCAGAUGCAGGUCUUGGGAUGGCUAUGUUUAGUUUAGGCCUGUUUAUGGCGCUGCAGCCAAAGAUGAUCCCUUGCGGAGCGAAAAAGGCAACAAUGGGGAUGUUGAUUAGGUUCAUCUCAGGUCCCCUUUUCAUGGCUGGUGCUUCUCUUCUUGUCGGAUUGAGAGGUUCUAGGUUACAUGCUGCUAUCGUACAGGCGGCUCUACCGCAAGGGAUAGUACCGUUUGUGUUUGCAAGGGAGUACAAUUUGCAUCCAGACUUACUCAGUACAUUGGUUAUCUUUGGCAUGAUAGUAUCUUUACCAGUAACUAUUCUGUACUACGUCCUCUUGGGCCUAUGAUUCACACUGGAGAAUUGAUGGAUGAAUAAAGAGGUCUGGAAAUA